AUGAAAAUACCAAUUAUUGAAAAGACAUAUGACAAAAUAUCGUCUUAUCUUGUCAAAAGUAGAGAUGCCACUUCAGUAUCAUACAAUAGAUUUGAUAGAGCUGAUGAUAAUUCUGAUGAAAGACCACCACCAACAUCAAUAAUAGUACCACCAUUUGAUGAAAAUGAUUCUGAAUUUAAAGUUUUUUUUGACAAAUAUCAUUGUCAAAAAGCAGCUUUAGUUUGUGCCGUUUUUGGUAUGUCAUUUAUAAUACUUAUGUUUACAACAACAUUUUUUGAAUUUGAUUGGUAUAAUCAUGAAAGAGGUGUUGAUUUCAUGACUCUUCUUGGUCUUAUUCUUUACCUUAUAUGUGGAGUUCUUAUACAUUAUUUUAUCAUUUAUGGUAUAAAAAAACAACAAACAAUAUAUUUUUUCCCAUUUAUUGUAAUUUACAUGUUUUUAAUACUUAGUGAAGCAUUAAGCUUAUUUACUGUUGUUAUCUCAUUCAUCUACUUUAUCAAUGCUCGUAAAAAUAAUUCUCAUCCAGAAAGUCAUCAUCAUUAUUAUGAAAUUGUAAUGUAUGAUCAUACGAAAAAUUCUGUUAUUAUUUCUGCAACAGUUUUAACUCCUCUUAUUUUUGUACAAUCUAUAAUGAUAUACUUUGUUUUGAGAUGUAGAAAUUUUAUUGCUGCUAAAAAUGCUCAUAAUGCUGCAUUAAGAGUUGCUGAACGUGCUAAACAACAAUAUCCUGAUAUUGAAAUAGUUCAUGGUUCAAAUAAUAGUAAAAAUACCUUACAUGAUAAUAAUGAUAUUGAAAGAGGACCAGUAAUAGAUAAUCCAUCAUUAUCUCAACAGCAAAUACCAUCUUCAUUUUCACCACAAGAUAUUGAAGAAGAAGUUAACAAAGAAAAUAAUAAAUAUUAA
Messenger RNA from Strongyloides ratti, 903 nucleotides. RefSeq lists its product as hypothetical. The record is from RefSeq and is a predicted model, not a curated record. The transcript has a single exon. NCBI's taxonomy places the organism in Eukaryota, Metazoa, Nematoda, Chromadorea, Rhabditida, Strongyloididae. Bases 1 to 903 code for a protein of 300 amino acids.